AAGCCAUAUUGUUCCAACAAUAUUAAUCUAUCUUGCACCCGGCCCGCCUGUGAUUCAAACCUCUGGCUUGCAAGUCGGUCUCCAUCCUGAUUGAGAUUCUCUUCUCUUACGAACUCAGAUUAGUUUUGUUAUAACAGCUAGCGCAGCGCUACAGAAAUUCUUGCAGAGAGACCAAGAGCUAGAGCAGUUUAUGUCGACAUCAAGACCAAUUCCUCCCUUCAAUGGCCUUCCUAUUGGCUCUUCUCGCAGGUACCGAGCUUCAGCUCGUAAUCCUAACCAUCUUCUGGUUAUCUCAAAAGGCAAGAUCGGCAGCCGUUUUCUGGGAAACGGUUUGCAGUUUGUCAACACGGGCCUGACAGCGACAGAGCUAAUUGUCAGCAAGACAAAGAUGUACAGUGUACUUCCAGGAGGUCCGCUUGGACCGCUUCCUUCUGAUCCUUCUCCCGGUUCAUGGAAAGUUUGGAUAUUUGGAAUGAUAGCGACGGUAAUUCUACCAUUCUUGGGGAACAAAUGGGGACCAUUAUUGAGACUGAAAAGGCAAGUUGAUACGGCUGCGAAUACAGUAGAAGCAGUAGCAGAGAUCAUAGAAAAGGUGGCUGAGAAAGUGGAUAAGGUUGCAGAAGACGUCGCCGAUCACCUUCCGGCAGGCGGAAGACUCAGAGAAGCUGCGACUUUGAUUGAACAUCUAGCCGAGGAAACAGCCAAGGGUGCCCAUCUGGUUGAUGAAGCAAUCGAGAAGGUUGAAGAAUUGGAGAGGCAGGUGGAGUCAUUGAUUGAACCAUUGACUGAAGAAGCCAAACCCAUGCCUAAAGAAGCAAAUGAACAUUUAUAACUAGACUUGUAAUUUUUUGGGCUUUUGACUUGUAAUUUUUUGGAUAGAUUGUAAAUUUUAUUGGGUGAAUAAUCAGCUUAAUUAAUUUUAUUUUUCUUUUGA
Messenger RNA from Alnus glutinosa, 934 nucleotides. RefSeq lists its product as uncharacterized. The coding region runs from base 191 to 832 and encodes 213 amino acids. The transcript has 4 exons. The record is from RefSeq and is a predicted model, not a curated record. Lineage: Eukaryota; Viridiplantae; Streptophyta; Magnoliopsida; Fagales; Betulaceae.